Acromyrmex echinatior (Panamanian leafcutter ant) is the source of this 6169-nucleotide messenger RNA. It is a transcript of the gene Mi-2, whose product is annotated as chromodomain-helicase-DNA-binding protein Mi-2 homolog. Gene Ontology annotation, biological process: chromatin remodeling. Lineage: Eukaryota; Metazoa; Arthropoda; Insecta; Hymenoptera; Formicidae. Gene Ontology annotation, molecular function: histone binding; DNA binding; ATP hydrolysis activity. The record is from RefSeq and is a predicted model, not a curated record. Gene Ontology annotation, cellular component: chromatin; nucleus.
UAUAUAUCUAAUAUACGGAGCGUCCCGAGUGACGGCACUGACGGCACGCCGCCACACGCCGCAUUGCCGGAGUCCGGAGCGUUGUCCGUGACGGCAUUGAUGUUGCAUUUCUGUGGCGUUUCUACGCGCCCGUGAGAAAAACACGGUGGUGAACAGCAGUGAACGGACGUGUGAAGGUAGAGAAUACGAGAAGGACAAGCGGCGUCGCCGAAAUUGCGAAGCGUCGUACUUCUCGUACUUCUCGUCGUUGUCAUCGUGAUUGUCGUGUCUCGUUGUCGUCAUCGUUAUCGUCGUCCUCGGUGCCGAGAAGCGGACUCGCUGGGGUAUGGCGUCGGACGAGGAGAUGGACGAAAACUACGCGGGAGAGGAUGACAUGGACGAGACUGGAGGACAAGUAUCAAAUGUUGGCCAGCAAGUAGAUGGAUCAUCUGAGGCUGAAGAAUCUCAAAGACUAGAAGAAGAUGAUGAUUAUGAACCAGAAGAGCGAAAAAAGAAGAAGGGGAAAAAGCGAAAAGCACGUAGUGAGGAUAAAAAAGGAAAGAAAAAGAAGAAAAAGAAAAAAUCUGAUUCUGGAGAUGAAAGUGAUUUCGGUGGCGGUGAAGCGGGUGACGCGGCUGGUGAAGAUAGCGACUAUGCAGUCAAUAGAAAAAGCAGAAAAUCAUCGUCUAGAAAAUCUUCCAGCCAUAAUACAUCGACCACUCAGAGUCAAGAACCUACAACAGGCAUGCCCACGAUCGAAGAAGUGUGCAAUACAUUUGGUUUAACAGAUGUACAAAUUGAAUAUUCCGAUGCCGAUUUCCAAAAUUUAACGACAUACAAACUGUUUCAACAGCAUGUCAGACCGCUCUUGGCAAAAGAAAAUCCGAAAGUUCCAAUGUCAAAACUUAUGAUGUUGGUGGCAGCCAAGUGGCGCGAUUUCUCUGAAUUAAAUCCACAUACGCAACCAGAUGCAGAUGUGUCAUCCACAAAUGUAGAUGAUGAUAGUAGAAACGCUAGAACUAAUCGAAGUGGUGCUAUGCAAGAAGCCGAAGAGGAGGAGGAAGAUGACGAGGACAGUGACAGAAAGAGAAAAUCACGAGGUUCGAGAGCGAAAAAAGGGAAAAAGGCGUCGAAAGUACCAACGCUUAAGAUUAAGCUUGGGAAACGUAAACGAGGCAGUUCGGACGAAGAAGCAGAAGGUAGUGCUGCUGGUUCCGCGGCGGAUUCAGACAUGGAGUUCGAGCAAAUGUUAGCUGAUGCGGAAGAAACUCCGGGUGCGGUAGAACCUCCAGCCGAACCGCCAGUUCGCAGAAAGGCGAAAACCAAAAUCGGCAACAAGACUAAGAAAAAGAAGAAGACAAAGACAACUUCCAAGUUCCCGGAUGGAGAGGAAGGUCUCCAGACUGACCACCAGGAUUAUUGUGAAGUAUGUCAACAAGGCGGCGAAAUUAUAUUGUGCGAUACAUGUCCCAGAGCAUACCAUUUAGUGUGCUUAGAGCCCGAAAUGGAAGAAACACCAGAAGGAAAAUGGAGUUGUGCUCAUUGCGAAGGAGAAGGCGCAGCAGAAGAUGACGAUGAACAUAUGGAAUUCUGUAGAGUGUGCAAGGAUGGCGGAGAAUUAUUAUGCUGUGACAGUUGUACAAGCGCGUAUCACACGCAUUGUCUGAAUCCUCCUCUAUCAGAGAUUCCUGACGGCGAUUGGAAAUGUCCUAGAUGCUCUUGCCCACCAUUAAGAGGAAAAGUGGCAAAAAUAUUAACUUGGAGAUGGAAAGAGAGCUCAGAUACUCCAUCGGAGGAACCCUCCACGAGCAAGGCUGCACCUAAGCAAAGAAAAAUGCGUGAAUUCUUUGUUAAAUGGGCCGAUAUGUCUUAUUGGCAUUGCGAUUGGAUAACAGAAUUACAACUUGACGUUUUUCAUCCUCUUAUGUACAGGAAUUAUUAUCGUAAAUAUGACAUGGAUGAACCACCGAAGUUGGAGGAACCGUUGGAUGAAAGUGAUUCUCGUGUGAAGCGUUUGAAAGAACAAGACGGUGCCACUAACAGGGAUGAGUACAAUUUGGAAGAACGUUUCUAUCGUUAUGGUGUGCGUCCAGAGUGGCUGGGAGUUCACAGGGGGAUCAAUCAUCGAUUGCAAAGAGAUGGCAGGGCUACGUAUCUCGUGAAAUGGAGAGAACUCGGUUACGACCAGGCAACGUGGGAAAAUGAACAUGAGGACAUCCCUGGCUUGAAACAAGCCAUAGAAUACUAUCUAGAUCUCAGAGCCGCCAAUUGUUGUGAUGUUAGUUCGUCACGUAAAGGGAAAAAAGGUAAAGGCAAGAAAUCAAAAACACGCGAGUUGAUUGAUGAUGAAGAAAGGACUCCGAAACGAUACACACCACCGCCAGAUAAACCUACAACGGAUCUCAAAAAGAAGUACGAAAGACAGCCAGAGUAUUUGGAUCAGACUGGAAUGCAAUUGCAUCAUUAUCAAUUAGAGGGUCUAAAUUGGUUGAGAUAUUCAUGGGGUCAAGGCAUAGAUACGAUUUUGGCCGAUGAGAUGGGUUUGGGAAAAACUAUUCAAACCAUAACAUUCUUAUAUUCCUUGUACAAAGAAGGCCAUUGUAAAGGGCCCUUUUUAGUCUCUGUUCCCUUGUCUACUAUCAUUAAUUGGGAACGUGAAUUCGAGACUUGGGCACCUGACUUUUAUUGUGUUACUUAUGUGGGUGACAAAGAUAGCCGUAUCGUGAUUCGUGAAAAUGAAUUGUCAUUUGAAGAAGGUGCUGUGCGUAGUGGACGCGCCUCUAAAAUCCGAUCGUCUUCGAUUAAAUUUAACGUCUUGCUUACAAGUUAUGAACUAAUUUCCAUAGAUUCAGCGUGUUUAGGGUCCAUUGAUUGGGCUGUUUUAGUCGUGGAUGAAGCUCACAGAUUGAAGUCUAAUCAAUCAAAAUUCUUUAGAUUACUAGCUUCCUACAAUAUUGCGUAUAAACUUUUGCUGACUGGUACCCCACUACAAAAUAAUUUGGAAGAAUUGUUCCAUUUAUUGAAUUUCUUAUGCCGUGACAAAUUCAAUGAUUUAGCAGCGUUCCAAAAUGAAUUCGCAGAUAUUUCAAAGGAAGAACAAGUUAAGAAGCUACAUGAAAUGCUUGGUCCACAUAUGUUGCGGAGAUUGAAAGCUGAUGUAUUGAAGAACAUGCCUAGCAAAUCUGAAUUUAUUGUUCGUGUCGAAUUAUCGCCGAUGCAGAAAAAAUAUUACAAAUACAUUUUAACGAGGAACUUUGAAGCUCUCAAUCCAAAAGGAGGUGGUCAGCAAGUAUCAUUGUUAAAUAUAAUGAUGGAUCUCAAGAAAUGCUGCAAUCACCCAUACUUGUUUCCCGCUGCAUCACAAGAAGCACCGACUGGACCAAACGGAAGUUAUGAGACAUCGGCUCUAAUUAAAGCAGCUGGUAAAUUGGUUCUCUUGAGUAAAAUGCUGAAGAAACUGCGAGAUGAUGGACAUCGAGUUCUUAUAUUCUCUCAAAUGACUAAGAUGUUAGAUAUCCUUGAAGAUUAUUUGGAGGGUGAGGGAUACAAAUAUGAAAGAAUAGAUGGUAAUAUAACGGGUGCGCAACGUCAAGAAGCCAUCGAUAGAUUUAACGCUCCUGGUGCACAACAGUUUGUCUUCUUACUUUCUACGCGCGCUGGUGGUUUAGGUAUUAACUUAGCAACGGCAGAUACUGUGAUUAUUUACGAUUCCGAUUGGAAUCCACACAACGAUAUCCAAGCGUUCAGCAGAGCUCAUAGGAUAGGCCAGGCCAACAAAGUUAUGAUCUACCGAUUUGUCACACGUAAUUCUGUGGAAGAAAGAGUAACACAAGUAGCUAAGCGCAAGAUGAUGCUCACUCAUUUGGUUGUGCGACCAGGCAUGGGCGGCAAAGGCGCCAAUUUUAGUAAACAAGAGCUUGAUGAUAUUUUACGUUUUGGUACGGAGGAAUUAUUCAAGGAAGAAGAGGGUAAAGAAGAUGAAGCUAUACAUUACGACGACAAGGCUGUCGCCGAAUUAUUGGACAGAAGUAAAGAGGGUAUCGAGCAGAAGGAGAAUUGGGCUAACGAGUACUUAAGUUCCUUCAAAGUUGCCUCGUACGUAACAAAGGAAGGUGAAACAGAGGAAGAAGCAGAUACAGAAAUAAUUAAGCAAGAAGCGGAAAAUACAGAUCCAGCAUAUUGGAUCAAGCUGCUUAGACACCAUUACGAGCAGCAACAAGAAGAUAUCGCUAGAACACUUGGAAAAGGCAAACGAGUACGUAAACAAGUUAAUUACACGGAUGGUGGUGUAACCGGCGACCAAGGCGCAAGAGAUGAUCAACCAUGGCAGGAGAAUCUGUCGGAUUAUAAUAGUGACUUUAGCGCGCCCAGUGAUGACGAUAAGGAGGAUGAUGACUUUGAUGAGAAGGGUGAAGGAGACUUGUUAUCUCGCAGAAGCAGACGAAGAUUGGAGAGACGCGAUGAAAAGGACAGACCUCUGCCACCACUACUUGCCAGAGUAAAUGGAAAUAUCGAGGUACUAGGUUUUAAUGCUAGGCAACGGAAAGCAUUCCUCAAUGCAAUUAUGCGUUAUGGAAUGCCGCCUCAAGAUGCUUUCAACUCUCAAUGGUUGGUGCGCGACCUGCGUGGCAAAUCUGAGAAGAAUUUCAAAGCCUAUGUUUCUCUUUUUAUGAGACACCUUUGCGAACCAGGUGCUGACAAUGCAGACACGUUCGCUGAUGGUGUUCCACGAGAAGGUCUCAGUCGACAGCAUGUAUUAACGAGAAUCGGCGUUAUGUCCUUGAUUAGAAAGAAGGUACAGGAAUUUGAGCACAUUAAUGGCUAUUAUUCAAUGCCGGAGAUGAUACGUAAACCAGUAGAACCUGUCAAAGUCGGAGAAGGAGUUGGAGAUGCAGCGACAGGUACUAGUAGCACUAGUGCUACUCCAGCCACUUCGAAUGCUCCUAGCCCUAGCCCCGCUGCCACACCAACUCCGACUUCUGGUACAAGCAACGAGACUAAUAAAGUGAAUUCUGAUUCAUCUGAAGUUAAGGAAUGUAAGGAUGAAUCAAAAGAUAAAGAGAGUGGUGAUGCAAAAGAUUCAAAGGAAGAUUCGAAAAUUUCUAAAGAGGAGGAGGAACCAAGUUCCGAGAAAGACAAGGAAAAGGAGGAAAAAAAAGAAGAAAAAGACACUGAAACGGAGAGCACAGACAAGGAGAAAGACAAAUCUGAGAUAAAAGAGGAGAAAACUGUAUCGAAACAUGAUGAUAAAGUGGAGAAUAAUGAGAUUAAGAAAUCCGAACCGGAAGAAGAUGUUGUUAUCGUUAAAGAUGAUGAAGAAGAAGUUGAAAAACGAGAAGAGAAGGAUAACAAAGAAAAGGAUGUAAAGGACUGUGAUCAAGAAGUGAUGAAACCUAAACGUAAAUUUAUGUUUAACAUAGCUGAUGGUGGUUUUACAGAAUUGCACACGCUUUGGCUGAAUGAAGAAAAGGCAGCGGCGCCUGGUCGCGAAUACGAUAUUUGGCAUCGUCGACACGAUUACUGGCUUUUGGCGGGUAUUGUCACACAUGGUUAUGGGCGUUGGCAAGAUAUUCAAAACGAUAUUCGAUUCGCAAUUAUCAACGAACCAUUCAAGAUGGACAUGGGAAAAGGUAACUUUUUGGAGAUCAAGAACAAGUUUUUGGCAAGGCGUUUUAAACUCUUAGAGCAAGCUUUGGUAAUUGAAGAACAGUUGAGGCGAGCUGCCUACUUGAAUCUCACACAAGAUCCUAAUCAUCCUGCUAUGAGUCUUAAUGCGCGAUUUGCUGAAGUUGAAUGUCUUGCUGAAUCCCAUCAACAUCUUAGCAAGGAAAGUCUCGCCGGUAAUAAACCGGCGAACGCUGUGUUACAUAAGGUAUUGAACCAAUUGGAAGAAUUGUUGUCUGAUAUGAAAUCAGACGUAAGUCGUUUACCAGCAACUCUGGCUCGUAUCCCACCAGUCGCUCAGAGACUUCAAAUGUCUGAGAGGUCAAUAUUAAGUCGUUUGGCGGCCACGGCACCCGGUGCCACUAGUUCUCAAACAGGACAGGCUGCAUUACUGGCUCAACAAUUCCCGGCUGGUUUCUCCGGAGGACAGUUGCCAGCCACUUUCGCAGGUGCUGUUAAUUUCGGGAAUUUUAGACCACAAUACUCAGUUCCGGGGCAACCACCGCAAGGCUUUACAGGUUCGUGA